Messenger RNA from Sardina pilchardus (European sardine), 5634 nucleotides. It is a transcript of the gene abcc10, whose product is annotated as ATP-binding cassette, sub-family C (CFTR/MRP), member 10. Lineage: Eukaryota; Metazoa; Chordata; Actinopteri; Clupeiformes; Clupeidae. Gene Ontology annotation, biological process: transmembrane transport. Gene Ontology annotation, molecular function: ATP binding; ATP hydrolysis activity; ABC-type transporter activity. The coding region runs from base 538 to 5289 and encodes 1583 amino acids. The transcript is spliced from 21 exons. Gene Ontology annotation, cellular component: membrane. The record is from RefSeq and is a predicted model, not a curated record.
UUGGCAUUGAGCGACUGCAGUUGUGUCAACAUCAAUGAUAAGUAUCGUGUAUUCUUUGUAGUUUCAUAUCAACUGACUAAAUGACACGCGCUACAUGUUCAGCAGGAACACAAAGAACACUUUUUUUUUUUAAAUUAUGAAUAGUGUUAUUUCGUGACUACAAUUUGAUUCACUAAUGACUGCUAACUAAGCCAGGGAGCCAUUCAAAACAAUCUGCCAGGUGUAACCAGCAAGCCAAGUUUAAUGUCCGCAGUGUCACGAGACCAAAAGUAUUUAUCGCAUCGAUGAACAGCUGGGAAUGAGCAUAUUAAAGGUGUCAUUAAUUUGCCAGUUAUGAAGACAAGAUUGAAUGUAAUAGAACAGGCUAUGACAGCCUGUAUUUCCCACAUAGCCUAUCCUAAAACGUAAACUCCUCCGAUGACGCGAAAUCUUUGCAGACAAUCUGGCAAAACGCACAGUCUGCUGCUGUCUUAAAAGGUUACAGUUGAAGACAGAAUACACAGAAGUCCCUUAAAUGUCCACACUGAUAACUUAACAAUGGAGGGGCACACUCUGGGUCUUGGCCCCGCCGACAUUAUCUCGGAACUCUGUCACACCGACAUCCACGACCCUCUACCUGUGUGGAGGAAUGGCACCUUCAGUCCAUGCUUCAAUCAACUGGUGUUUGGCUCCGUGCCCUACGCGGCUGUAGCUGUCAUUAGCGCUUGUUAUCUAAGCACGCCAAGAUGCACCUAUCUGGAGGCCCACCGCUCCUAUGGCUGGGGCUUCAGGGCAGCCUCGGCCCUAUUGCUCGGGCUUCUCUGCAUCGGAGACGUGGUGGCAGUGGCCCUACUGCAAGACCCCGAUGUAUACUUGGACGUCUUGGCUGACGGCUGUGCCAUCAUCGCCUGGCUGGUUCACUUCGCAGCCGUGGUGGUCCUGCAGAGGUCUGCCUACAGAUGCACCAGAGGUCCCCUACUACUGGUGGCGUUGGUGGUCCUGCUCAUCCCGAAUCUGGUCAUCACCCUGAUGGCUUACGUCCAGAGCAGCGACUACCUCGACCUCUCGCAGCCCCUGCGGGUGGCGCGCCUGGCUCUGGCGGUGGCUCGAGCGGCGUUCCUCCUCCUCUACCUCUCGGCGUUCGCCGUCCCCUGCGUUCGAGCUCUGCGGGACCCCUUGUCCAUCAACGCCUCUUCGGACAUGUCGUCGCCGCUGCUCCCCCGGGAGGUGAGCGCGGGCGACCUGGUGGCCGAGGACGGGAGCGGCUGUCUGUCGCGCCUGCUCUACCUCUGGCUGGACCCGCUGCUGCGGCAGGGCGAGCGCGGCGAGCUGGAGCGGCCCGGCGACGUCUUCCAGCUGCCCCACAGGCUGAGGACCGCCGCCGUCCAUCGCCGGUUCCGCCGCUGCUGGGAGGACUGCCAGAAGGAGGCGACGGCGAAGUUGGCGUCUAGGACGCGCAGGCGUCGCGCGGAGGCUCCGCAGCCGUCCGGAGGGAGCGGCCUGCUCAACGGCUCCUGGACCGAACCUCAGGAGGACGCGGCCGCUAUCGUCGCCCGCGAGGAGGAGGAGGAGGAGGAGGAGGAGGUGGUCGCGGAGGACGUCAGCCUCCUGAGGGUCCUGCACCGCGCCUUCGGGCUGCGCUACUACUCACUGGGCGCGCUGAAGCUGGCGUCCAGCAUGCUGUCCUUCGCCGGCCCCCUGCUGCUCAGCGGCCUGGUGGGCUUCAUGGAGUCGCCGGCGGCGCCUGCCCGGCAGGGGGCCUGGUGCGCGGCCGGACUCGCCGCCAGCGCGCUGCUCUCGGCGCUGCUCCGCAACGUCUUCGUCUUCCAGGUGUCCAAGGUGUCGCUGGAGGCCCGCGCCGCCGUCGUCUCCGCCAUCUACGGCAAGACGCUGCGCGUCAGCGGCGCCGCGCUGGCCCGCUUCGCGCUCGGCGAGGUGGUCAACUUCAUGAGCACCGACACCGACCGGCUGGUCAACUUCUUCAACAGCUUCCACGAGGCGUGGAGCCUGCCCUUCCAGUUCGCCCUGGCGCUCUACCUGCUCUACCUGCAGGUGGGCGUGUCCUUCCUGGGAGGGCUGGCCGUGGCGAUCCUGCUGGUGCCCCUCAAUAAGGUCCUGGCCUCGCGCAUCCUGGACAACAACAGGCACAUGCUGGCUCAUAAGGACAGCAGAGUGAAGCUCAUGACGGAAGUACUCUUUGGGAUCCGGGUCCUCAAGUUCUACAACUGGGAGCAGCACUUUGCCCAGAAGAUCGGCGAGUGCCGCAAACGGGAGCUCUCCCGCCUGAAGGCCCUCAAAUACCUGGACGCAGUGUGUGUGUACACCUGGGCCGCCCUGCCAGUGGUCGUCUCCAUCCUCACCUUUGUCACCUAUGUGCUGCUGGGAAACCAACUAACGGCAGCUAAGGUGUUCACCACAUUGGCCCUGGUGGGGAUGCUCAUCCUCCCGCUCAACGCCUUCCCCUGGGUCCUCAACGGCACCCUGGAGGCCAAGGUCUCCCUGGACCGCAUCCAGCGCUUCCUCAGGCUCCGCAACCAGGACCUCAGCGCCUACUACAACAAAGACGCUCCUGAAGACCCCCUGUCCGCGCUGGAGCUGUGGCAGGCCACCUUCUCAUGGCAGUCCUCGGAGCCGGACGGCACAACCACGGGCACAGGCCACCCUCUGGAGGGGCAGAGCGCCACGCCAGGGCCUCCCACAGGAAGCCUGUUACUCAGCAGCCUCAACCUCAGUGUGCAGCAGGGCCGGCUGGUGGCCGUGGUGGGGAAGGUGGGCUGUGGGAAGAGUUCCCUGCUGGCUGCCAUCAGUGGAGAGCUUCAGAGGCUCGGAGGAUCUGUGUACGUGGCGGGACGGAGCGAAGGGUUCGGCCUGGCCACCCAGGAGCCCUGGAUCCAGCACGCCAGCGUGAGGGACAACAUCCUGUUUGGCCGUGACUUUGACAGCGCUUUUUAUCAGGCUGUGAUUGACGCCUGUGCGCUCAGUGAUGAUCUCAAUAUAUUGCCCAAUGGGGACCGGACGGAGGUCGGGGAGAACGGAGUGACACUAAGUGGAGGACAGAAGAGCCGUCUGGCCUUGGCCCGUGCCGUGUACAUGGACAAGGAGAUCUACCUGCUCGAUGACCCUUUGGCAGCGGUGGACACGGAUGUGGCCAAUCACCUCAUGGAGAAGUGCAUUCUGGGUGUUCUCAGCACCAAGACCAGAAUCCUUUGCACUCAUCGCAUAGAGUUCCUUGACAGAGCAGAUGUGGUGGUUCUCAUGGACAAUGGGGCAAUCAUUAAAAUAGGCUCACCCAGUGAGGUGCUUCCCUUAGUGGAAGCAGAGCCAAAGGAUCGAAAGAACAAUAGCAACAAAAAAGAGAAGGAUGACAUAGGUCAGGGAGACGAGCAGGAGUCAUCCAAUGAGCUACUCCUGGAGGAGGGGCCUGAGGAGGACUCGGGGGAGGAGCAGAAGCAAGUGGGCGGGCUGGCCUGGUCUGUGUACCGAGCCUACUGGAGAGCUGUGGGUGGGGCUCUGGCUGUGUCCAUCCUCCUCUCUAUCUUCCUCAUGCAAGCGUCUAAGAACGUCUCCGAGUGGUGGCUGUCCCACUGGAUCUCCCACCUGAAGAGCAACUCCACGGGUGUGGGAGCCGACGUGGACCUCCUCCUCCUCCCACCUCCUCACGACUCCCCACUGCUCCUCCUCUUCUCCCCUGGUGGCCUCACGUCCCCCAUGUUACUCAGAGAGACCUCACCUGUGGCCAACAUGAGUUCCGAUGUGAAGUUCUACAUGACGGUGUACGGCUCCCUGGCCGGUGCCAACACGCUCUUCACCGCCGUAAGGGCCUUCCUCUUCGCCUACGGCGGCAUCCGUGCGGCUACGGUCAUCCACAACAGGCUGCUAGACAGAAUCCUGAAGGCCACGGUGACCUUUUUCGACACCACGCCUCUGGGCCGCGUGCUCAACCGCUUCUCGUCGGACAUGUACAUCGUGGACGACUCGAUGCCGUUCGUGCUCAACAUCCUGCUGGCCAACGUGUUCGGGCUGCUGGGCAUGCUCGUUGUCAUGGCGUACGGGCUGCCCUGGCUGCUGCUCCCGCUGCUGCCACUGGGGGCGCUCUACUACCGCACGCAGCGCUUCUACCGCCACAGCUCGCGCGAGCUCAAGCGCCUGUGCAGCCUCACGCUCUCGCCCGUCUACUCGCACUUCUCCGAGACGCUCGCCGGCCUGGGCACGGUGAGGGCCAGCGGGAACGCCGCCAGGUUUGAGGCUGAGAAUGAGCGCCGUCUGGAGCAGAAUCAGCGAUGUCUGUUCGCCAGCAACGCCGCCAUGCAGUGGCUCGACAUCCGCCUCCAGAUGAUCGGCGUCGCCGUGGUGACCGGCAUCAGCGUCAUUGCAGUCAUCCAGCACCAGUUCAAAUCAAUAGACCCAGGUCUGGUGGGUCUGUCCCUGUCCUACGCCCUCUCCAUCACCGGCCUGCUGUCGGGGCUGAUCUUCACCUACGCCCAGACGGAGAUGCAGCUGGUCAGCAUAGAGCGCACCGAGGAGUACAGCACCACCGUGCCCACCGAGCCCCAAGAUGGCAGCCAGCAGGUCCCCCCAACAUGGCCGCAGCACGGUCGGGUGGAGUUCUCCGGCGCCGUGCUGACGUACCGGCCGGGCCUGCCCAACGCGCUGGACGGCGUGAGCGUGGAGGUGCUGCCCGGGGAGCGGGUGGGCAUCGUGGGGCGCACAGGCUCGGGGAAGUCCACCCUCUUCCUGGCUCUCUUCCGCAUGCAGGAGCUGAACCAGGGCCGCAUACGGCUGGACGGAGUGGACAUCAGCCAGGUGGCGCUGUCUCAGCUCAGGUCAAAGAUGGCCGUCAUCCCUCAGGACCCCUUCCUGUUCUCGGGAUCGGUGCGGGACAACCUGGACCCCUGCGGUCGGCACUCUGACCUGCGCCUCCUGGAUGCCCUGGAGCAGUGCCACCUGGACCAGGUGGUCAGGAGGAUGGGAGGUCUGGAUGCAGAGGUGGGGGAGAAGGGAAAGUGCCUGUCGGUGGGCCAGAGGCAGUUGUUGUGUCUGGCGCGAGCCCUGUUGACCGAAGCUAACGUCCUUUGCAUUGAUGAAGCCACUGCGAGUGUUGACCAGAAGACUGACAUGCUCCUACAGAAGACCAUCAGAGAAACGUUUAAGGACAAAACUGUUCUGACUAUUGCACACAGGCUCAACACCAUCAUGGACUCGGACAGAGUGCUGGUGAUGCAUGCUGGGAAGGCGGUGGAGUUUGACAGCCCUGCUGCUCUGUCUCAGAGGGAGGACUCGUUCUUCCACCGACUGCUGGGAGGACGUUGAGCGUGAAGGCCCAAAUGUCCAAGAGCGGACCACGCACAGAUAUACAGACGUUAUUCAGCAUCUAAACUGUGCUGACGCACCUUAAAGUUACAGAUGAUUCGUUACGUGUUCCUGUUGAGGUGUCGGUACGAUUUAUGUUUUACGUAUGACAGAAUGUUGCCCAUGUUGUGGUACCUAGUGAGCUGUUAACGGAUGCUCUACUCAGGGAUGAAGGUUUGUUUUUAGAUGUUGUUUGCUGGUGAUAUGUGACCAGAAGUUCUGUUUGUUUGAGACGAUCAUGUUGUCGUCAAAAGUAAAGUUUGGUCACUGUUUUUAACAAUCCUCCUCCCUGCUUCAUUACUGCAG